Molecule: messenger RNA, 3507 nt
Organism: Colletotrichum gloeosporioides
Lineage: Eukaryota; Fungi; Ascomycota; Sordariomycetes; Glomerellales; Glomerellaceae
Exons: 11
Coding region: 1-3507 (1168 amino acids)
Source: RefSeq, a predicted model, not a curated record
AUGCGCAGCCUCGGAAUCGUAGACGAGGGUGGACUGUUUGAACAAUUCCUCAUCGAUGUGGAGAUGGGCUCCGGCCUCGAGAUAACACGCAUCAAGCAGGCCAUUUCGACAAUGCAGAAAUACACCUUCUGGGCGGCCAACCGAUCGACGUUCCUGUACCCUGAGACUGGUGGAGGAAAAGAUAAUACAGCAGAGCCGAGCGAUGAGACGGCCAGGGCCGUGAUCCGGAGCUACAUCAAGGGGGCCGACGAGAUCGGGAAUAUGCGCAUUAAGUCCUUCCACUGGGAGAUGCCGCCGGCGUCGCCGGACGACACCCCGGAGCGCCGGCUCCUGCGCGAGAAGAUGGCUGAGGGUAUCUUCCACUUCAUCGCACGGAUGAGAAGCUGCUGGCCAUCCGAGUCGAGAAGGCCAUGGACCGAUCCGGCCUCGUCCGCCGCCACGAUCACGACAACAACCGAGAAGAAGAGCACCACGUUCAACGUCGGCAAAUCAAAUGCGAAAAUCUUCCUCGACAUCAAGAUGGGCUGGUCGGAGCUCGUCGAUGACGUCUGGUCCUCGCCCAAGGAAAGUCAGGCUACGCUUACAGUGGGCGACGGAACGAGUCGCGUCCCCGAUUUCGACUGGACACGCUUGGUUGCAAGCACAGACGGGCCGACGCUGUCGUUCAGGGACUACGCCACCAUGGUAGCGGUGUCUCCGUUUGGAAGUGGCAAAAAGCUUGCGUCUAUAGAGUUCGGCAUGGUUACUGCCAGCUCGUCCGAUGCCGUCUCACAGAAGACAAUGGCCGGCUACGCCUCCGAUCCGGCCGGGACGAACCCAGGAGCUCCCAACACCUGGCCGACCUUGUCCGCGCCGACGCUUGGGUCGAAUAUCAAGACCGAAUUCGUGAUCUGGACCCUCUAUAGUAGCUCUAACAUGCCCAACAGCAAGCAUCUCGGUCUCGUGGCUGACGUGGAGGUGUCCAAGGGCCUGUGGCCUGAGCCGUGGUUCACUCUGCCAGAGGCAGAUACCACUGCACCGUCGCAGGAUGCAACGGCACGAGAGGCAGAGGAGGCUGCUGAUGCCGGUUCCACGAUGCCGUUAUUCAACAUUCGUGGGGAAGACUUUCGAGAGGCUCUCUCGGCCGACACCGUUGCCGGAGGCGCCUUCGCCGUCAUGGACGGCGCAACCAUCGAGGAGGGCCUGCCGCAGCUCAGCAACGGCAAAAGCUCUACGCGCACCCAAAACUGGAAGACUGGCUUCCACGUCGUCGCCCUGCUUGUCGAGUGGUUCAUGAGCCUGCAGCAGUAUGACCUGGCCUUGCGAGACCGACCUGGCGAUUUCCCUCCCUUUCGACAUCCGGCCACACUCAAGCACGGCACCAUCGAUGCCAUCCUAGACUCUCUCGGGCCUACCACCGGAUCGGACCGGACGAUGGCGCCGAACGUGCUGGACUGGCGCAAAUUCCCAUUUGAGCCUCACACUAUUGCCCGUGACAGACCGCUAGCGUACAUGAAGCGCUUCCUCAUCAAGUACAUUCAAGCCCUCGUGGCGGUCGGCGACGUCUUCUUCCGCCAGAACUCGCUCGAGAUGCUUCUCAUGGCCAUCCAGCGCCACACGGGAGCCUCACACAUCUUCGGGCCGGCGCCGCAGACGGUGCCAGACGUCAAGAGUGGGAAACAGCAGUUCAACAGCUACAAUGAAGUUGCCUCUUCCAUUGAUGACUUUUGCCACGCUUCUGUCCAGCUCCAGAUCGCCAGCCCCUAUUACGUCCCCAUGUCUCACAGAGGUAAUAACAACAGUAGCAGCAGCAACGGCAGCGAUGGCAGCGGCAAUCAGCUCAACUCUGGAUUCUUCCCGCCCACGCCGUACUUUGGGGUGCAGGCGAACCCGGAGUUUGGUAAGCUGCGCUCUCUGAUUGACGACCGGCUGUUCAAGAUCCGCCACUCGCUCGACAUCAACGGCAGCAUCCGGCGUCUGAGUCUGUGGGGUCCGCCUCUCGAUGUCGGCGGCCUCGUGAACGCGGCGGCCGGUGUAGGGAGCUUCGGCAACCUGCUACAGCAGAGCGACAGCUUGUUGUUGCUCGUUUCGGGGCUCGGCCAGGAUGCCAGGUUGCAACGCAUCAUGACGGAGAUGAAGGUCUCUCACAAGAUAGAGGCCGAGAGAGGGUUGGAGCAGCUUGGAAUGGCUCGUCGCGCCGCGGCACACCGAUUGAAGUACUACUCAAACCUCUCAGGGGAAGAUGCCAAGCUUCCCAAGGAGGACGAGGACUUUUUCGAGAUCGGGCAGAACAUUGUCAAGCCGACGGAUUCGGAUCUACGUCUGACGGCCAACGAGCUUCUCGAGCUGCGAUCAGCAGACACAGCGUCCAUGCUCAACGACCUCGCCUGCGACCUGGACAUGAUGGCCAGUAUUCUAUCUAUCAUCCCCAUGCCCUCGAUCAACAUGGAGCCAAUGGACAUCUCUGCCGGUCUUCUCCGCGGCAAAGCCCAGAGGUCGAGGGAUAACGCCCAGCGUGCGAACAUGAUUGAACAAUGGACUCGGCAGCUGCAGGAUCGCCGGCUACAUCUGAACCUCACCGGGCUGGAGGUAAAGAACAUUGACAAGCAGAUGGAGGUGCAGCGGGAGCGAAUCAAGACCAUUGAGGUUGACAUGCGCGCGCAGCAGAAGGUGGUGGAGGCGGCUUCCGAGACCCAGCAGUUCCUCCAUUUCAAGUUCACCAAUAAAGAGCUCUACGGCUGGCUGGGGCCCUCCAGUCGUUUCAUCUACUGCCAAACCACGUCAUCCCCCUCCAUGAUCUCUUCGACUGGGUACUGUAACGAGUCGCGCGGCGGCCUGCAGGCGGGAAAACCACUCUGGCUGGCUCUGAAGCAGAUGGAAUUGUCUUACAUGAACACCCUGCGGCACGACUUCGAGAUGACCAAGAACAUCUCCCUCCGUCACCUCAACGCCGAAUUCAUGCUCUCCCUGCGUGAGGUGUGGAAGACAACCUUCAGCUUUUCCGAGAUUUUAUUUAAUCUGGACUGCCCCGGUCAGUACUUCCGACAUAUACAGUCCGUGGCCUUCUCGCUCUACGGCGUUGCCGGACCAUAUCCAAACAUCAGCUGCAACGCGAGUCUGAUCAACCACCGUUAUCACUACGACCCAGGCUGCACGGGGGGCUACGGGGAGAGGUUUUCGUCGAACAAGCCAGACCGUCAAACUGCCGGUCUCAUCAGUGGCUUUGAGCUGCCCGAGACAUACACGCAGUUCGACUACAAGACCAUCAGCGACGUGAGCAUCCAUCUCCGCUACAUGGCAAAGAACGGUAGAGACGAGCUUCGCUCGGCGGUGGAGCAGAGCCUGGACACGUCCAUCAAGGACGCGGCCAAGAACACGCAGACGGCAUUGUUUGAUAUGAGAAACGACGCGCCCGACGCUUGGCACAUGCUGUUGUCUUCGCAGUCUGAGCGAGCCGUUGCGCAGAUGCGUGGGCUCAAGAGUCGCCUGCCGUACUUGGCGAGGUCGCAGGACCUCAAGGUGACCUAG